UGGCUCCAGUCGCUUAGACUGACAACAAAUCUCAGGAAGCUUUCAGCAAAUCCAGAUGAUUGUACUGCAAUGUGUGCAUCAUCGCAUCAUGCCUGAAUCUGAGAACGUCAUUCACGAGUCUGCUCUUCGCGAUGGUGCUAACUGCCUUGGUGGCGGCUGGAGUGACGGGCGUGGGUGCUGGGACCUACCUCACUUGGGACAAGUAUCCCAAGCCCUUCAUCGUGAAGCAGAUUUUGGCGAAGCUCCCAGGCCUUCUCAGCAAGUCACUGGCUGGGUCACCGUGCUCUGUGGACUCGAUCGAUUUCUCCACGGGCUGCGUUUUCACCAUCAAACUCGGAGGCGUCCGGAUCGGCAACUUGGAGCCCUACAAGAGCCCCAAUCUGGUGAAGAUCGAGUCCAUCUGGAUCAAGGUGGACGUGAAAUCUUUCAUCAAGUCAGGUUUCAAAGAGCUUGUGGUGGACUCCCUGUGGCUCGACGGUUUGGUCCUGACGGUGGAGAAGCGCACGUUGCAAAGCUCCAACGUGACGGACUUAGUGGCACUCUUGAAGGACAAGGACGACAAGGAGGUCGAUGGCGAUGGAACGGCGCCCAGCGGAUUGGGGGAGAACUUGCAGGGCGUGGUCUCGAACGUGGUGGACACGGCCUCGAAGAUCACCCAAGGCGCCAUGGAUGUGGCCAAAGGUGUGAAGAAAGAACCACCCGAGGAGAAGAAGAAGUUGCAGGUCAUCGUGAAGCAGUUGGAGAUGACUCGCAUCAGUUUGGAAGGGGUGAGCGCGAUCUACAGUGAGAACCAAACGCCAACCGUGCAUUUGGCGGUGAAGGAUAUCAAGUUGAAGGACUUCAGCCGUCAGAAGACGCGGCCUGACCAGUUGGUCCGGCUGAUUUUGAAGCAGAUCAUUUUCAGCUCCUUGAACGCCGUUGGGGGGCUGAGUGCAAUCUUCGUGGAGACCGCCGGCAGCAGCAGCUGGUGGCUCUUGGAGCAGAUGGGCGGUGCCUUGGCCACGGCGGGCACGGUGGUCACCUCGGCGGGCGACGCGGUGAUUUCAGUGGGCAGCUGCGCCUACUGCAAGGUGGCCUCCCUCUUCCAGGCUGAGACUUCAGCUGAGGCUGUCAAAGUUGCCUGAGCGCCCUGGUGAGUGGACGCGAAACGCUCAACCCGUGCGGUGCACGGUGCGUGCGCAAGACGCGCGCGCAGCAGGUGUGACACGCGCGACACAGAGGUUGUGUGUUUCAGAUAGAUAGAUGGUGCUUUGGGUGGCUCGAAAGCAGGUCCAAAGAGCAAUUGUUAUCGUUUUGGCAUGCUG
This is a messenger RNA of Durusdinium trenchii, 1304 nucleotides long. Lineage: Eukaryota; Dinophyceae; Suessiales; Symbiodiniaceae. The record is from the annotation of a GenBank genome assembly.